Messenger RNA from Benincasa hispida (wax gourd), 1832 nucleotides. RefSeq names its product transcription factor UNE12. Lineage: Eukaryota; Viridiplantae; Streptophyta; Magnoliopsida; Cucurbitales; Cucurbitaceae. Gene Ontology annotation, biological process: regulation of transcription by RNA polymerase II. Gene Ontology annotation, molecular function: DNA-binding transcription factor activity, RNA polymerase II-specific; protein dimerization activity; RNA polymerase II cis-regulatory region sequence-specific DNA binding. Gene Ontology annotation, cellular component: nucleus. The record is from RefSeq and is a predicted model, not a curated record.
CUUCUUUUUCGCCUCUGUCUCUUCGUUCUCCAUUGCUCUCCGUAGAACCAAACUUAAACAAAGAAAUUACAAACACAGAGAUAGAACCAUCAUCGAGAGCGAACCAACCCCAAACCGAAAGGAAAAAACUUGAAUAAUCGAUCCCUCUUGCAUGUAGAUGCUAUUUGAAACAGCCGUUUUGCUUCUCUUCUUAAUCCAUUCAGUUUCGCCUUAUUACUCCAGCUCAAUUCCAUGGCGAAUAAUCAUUCCGAUACUCCGGCCGAUGAUUUCCUCGAGCAGAUUCUUGGGAUUUCCCCUUUUGGUUCGUCGGACCAAGGGUUAGCUGGAACUGACGGCGGAUUGGCCGGAGCUACUGCUGCUGCUGCUGCUGCUGCUGCGGCGGCGGCGGCGGCGGCGGCUCAGGGUCAGGCUCCGAUGAUGCUUCAGCUUAGCUCCGGCGACGGUGGUGGCCAUAUCACUACGAUUGGAAGUGGAAGUGUCGGUGGAGCUGGGUUUCAUGGCGGACCCCCUUUUCCUCUGGGGUUGAGCUUGGACCAAGGGAAGAGUGGGUUUCUUAAGGCUGAGGAAGCUUCUGGAAGUGGCAAGCGGUAUUGUGGUGAGGUUGUUGAUGUUCGAGCUUCGUCUGUUAAAAAUGUUUUUCAAGGCCAACAAAUGCAUGGUACUAUGGGUGCAGCCCCACAUCCACCAGCAAUGCGCCCUAGGGUACGGGCGAGACGUGGACAGGCGACUGAUCCACAUAGCAUCGCAGAGCGGUUACGAAGAGAAAGGAUUGCAGAGAGAAUUAGGGCUUUGCAGGAGCUUGUUCCAAGUGUCAAUAAGACGGAUAGAGCUGCAAUGCUUGAUGAAAUAGUGGACUACGUAAAGUUCCUACGUCUCCAAGUAAAGGUUCUGAGCAUGAGUAGAUUGGGUGGAGCUGGUGCUGUGGCACCACUUGUAACGGAUAUUCCACUAUCAUCAGUUGAGGAAGAAGGAAGUGAAGGUGGUAGGAACCAACCGGCAUGGGAGAAGUGGUCGAACGAUGGUACAGAAAGACAAGUUGCUAAACUUAUGGAAGAAAACGUAGGAGCCGCAAUGCAAUUCCUUCAAUCAAAGGCACUCUGCAUCAUGCCCAUCUCAUUGGCUUCGGCAAUUUAUCACACGCAACCACCCGAUAGCUCGAGCGUUGUGAAGCCAGAGAGUAACCCUCCUCCAUAGAAUCACCUUGCAGCAUCUGCCGAGGGAGGGAUGUGCAUUCCCACAAUCCUAAAAGGAAAUGAAAAAGAAAAAAGAAAGUAGAAGGAAAAAAAACUUACGGAUCGCUGUUGGGUCCUAUGGCCUGCGUCCCGUCGUCGCAACACUCAUAGUUGUUCCCCCUUCACUUAUGGUGGGUAUUGGUAUUGCAAUCAAAGUCAGAUGGCAUAGUUAUAUUGCUUUUUAAGAUUACUUUUAGCUUUUGUCAAAACAGGGAUGGAUGUCAAUGCCCUAAAAGAUGCAAGCAGGCUGUUCAGGUCUUGACAAGCUUAACUAAAGCAAGAAGAAUUUGUCAAAGCUUUACUUGAUAUGCCCUUCUUUUCUUGUUUAUGCAUCAAUGGGUGGAGGGAGUGGUGGGAAAUGACCAAAGCACCUUUUUUUAUGUAGUGGGUUGUGGGGACCUUGUAAAAAUAUGAAUAAAAACUCUUCCUUUUUUGUGUAUUUUUUUUGGAUGGUGUACCUUUACAAGGAAAGGAAAUGCAGAUGUUUGAAAUGGAGAGUGGUGAGUUUGAAAAAGAGAGAAAGAAGGUUGAAUUAUAGAUUUAGACUCGUCAAAGUUAAAAAAUUCUACUAAAUGGAGGACUGAACUUGUUACUUCGGAA